AUGGGCUCCCACAAUACAGAAAAGGAAGAGGCGAGAAGGAGCGCGCACGUGGACGGGGCCGGCCUCGACGGAGAAGCGCGUUGCGUGCCCUAUCAGCCGCUGCGCGUGCGGACCAUUGAGAUCCUGUGGCACUUCAAUGAACGCAACAAAGAAGCGGAGCUGCUGGGCCUGCAGAGCAGCGUGACGGAGGGCAUUACGAGUGUCGACUACAACCCUCGUUGUCAUCGCAUCGUCACCACAGGUGGCGAUGGCAACAUUCGCCUGUGGGAAAUCCGCGUCAAAGCCGUCGACGCUUGGCUAGAGAACAACGCAAACGACAUGCUGGCGUGCUGCCGCCACCUGUGCCGCAUGCGCACCUCCUGGAUGCCGCUCACAGCGCGGUGGUCGCCGCAAGGAGAGAUGAUAGCGAGCGCACACUGUGACGGCAAGGUGUGUCUGUGGUGGCGCGACCCUUCCGGGGGAUCAGCGGCCGCAGCAGAAGCGAGUGAUGACGGCAGUUGGGGCAGUGGUCUACAAGGGACGUCUGGCGACUCGGACGGCGACGUAGAGGAAUGGAAGGCAUACCGCCACCUGACUGGGCACAUCAGCGAUAUAUAUGACAUCUGCUUCUCCGCUGAUUCUCGCUACCUGCUGAGCGGAGCUGGUGACGGCAGCAUUGUCAUUCACGAUCUGGAAGGCUCCACAAUGCCGGUUCUACAGCUCACCAACCUGCACACGAAGUUCUGCCGCGGGGUCGCGUGGGAUCCGUGGACGCGGUUUCUUCACACCUUUGGCUGUGGCCCGUCGCUGCUGUGCUUCACGCACGUGCCGAAGAGCGAGGGUCACCACCGCCGCAUGCACCUCGCUGGCCAGCGCAAGUGCCAGGGGGACUACAUUGGCGAGUCAUGUGCCCUGUCGUACCGCCGCUUGUGUUGGUCGCCAGAUGGCUUGCUGCUCGCUAUGCCGUACGGGAAGGUGACGCGGACUGGUCAGCAGCAGGCGCUGAGCACAGCCAACCUGCUGGCCUCCAUCGAGGCAAAGGAGAAGGCGGAAGCGACGUUGGGGGCAACGAAAGGCCAUCCGCGGGACAACUCGUCGCCCACGCACAGAAGGGAGGCUGGCGGGGGUAAAAACCUCCACGACGCGCCUGUGACACCCAUUGGAGAUGCUGGUGACGAUGCACUGGAUGACAUACUUCACUGCGUGUAUGUCUACACUCGAGGGGCGCCGGACAAGAUCGCCUGUCGACUUGGGGUGCGCGGGUUCAGCGAAGUGCGUGGCGUACUGUGGGCGCCGUGCUUCUUCGAGCCGCUGCCCGCCGACAAGGUUCUGGAAGGAUGCUCGCAGCAGCCCACGGCCCUUUCGACCGCUGCAACCGAUGGCACGGCGGAUGAAGCGACGACAACAGUGUCGUCCGCGCUCCCGCACAGCGCCAGCGCCGCAACGGCAGAGGCUCUGCCGUCGCAGCUGGAAGCGCUUGAAGCGGCACGUCAGCGCCGCGGUGCCUGGGGGCCGGCGGAGUACCGCAUGGCACUUGCCGUGUGGACCUCAGAUGCUGUCAUCGUCUACACAACAGACAGCAGCUCUCGCCACAGCGACUUCACCGACUUGCACAUGCGCAGCAUCACCGAUGUUUCUUGGAGUCACGACGCGUCCCACCUCUACACUGCCUCCCUUGACGGGUACAUCAGCGUCAUCGCUUUUGGCGAUUCCCUGACAGCGGCGCAUCGACUACCGUACUUCUCGGCAUCGCCGGCGGUGCGCUCGCUGUGUGGGCUCCUGGAACGUAUUGAGCAAGUCGGCAUCAGCGUUGAAGCCGGUCGAAGCACCGGCUCAUUCUCGGCCGGAGCCGAGAGAGGGGACAGAAAGGCUGGAGGCGACGCCUCUGCCGGUGCAGCAGCAGCGGCGGCGACUAAGACCAGUGUAGCUGUGGUAAGGAAGAAGAGGAAGGUAGAAAAAACGUGUGGCGAUGCCGCGACACCGUCAGUGGCGGCCACGAAGGAGGUUGAUAUGCAGCAGCUGGAAGCCCUCCUCUCGGACAUCUGA
Leishmania mexicana MHOM/GT/2001/U1103 is the source of this 2025-nucleotide messenger RNA. RefSeq names its product chromatin assembly factor 1 subunit b-like protein. The record is from RefSeq and is a predicted model, not a curated record. Gene Ontology annotation, cellular component: CAF-1 complex; nucleus. Gene Ontology annotation, molecular function: protein binding. The transcript has a single exon. NCBI's taxonomy places the organism in Eukaryota, Euglenozoa, Kinetoplastea, Trypanosomatida, Trypanosomatidae. The coding region runs from base 1 to 2025 and encodes 674 amino acids. Gene Ontology annotation, biological process: nucleosome assembly; DNA replication-dependent chromatin assembly.